AUGCCUCGAAGUCCUCUUACUCAGGGCCGAAGAGGCAAGCAUUUCAAACGAACACUCGCCAGCUUUUCCCUUGAGGACACAGUUUCGGUGGUAACCGGAGGCGCGAGUGGAAUAGGUCUUGCCAUAUCCGAGGCUAUUAUAGCAUCAGGCUCACACCUUGCCAUUGUUGAUAUGAAUGGAGAUGAAGCUCACAGACAAGCCGAAACGCUACUGAAGCAAUUUAAAGCCGAGAACCCCGGAACUGGAGAAGUGCCCAGAGUGACCGCCCAUUAUGCCGACGUGUCCGACCCAAUCUCUGUUAACGAUGCCAUCACCAACAUUAUCACCAAACAUGGCAGGAUUGACAAUUUGGUCACGUCAGCCGGGUUCACAGAAAAUUUCAGCGCCGUCACUUAUCCCCAUGAUCGCAUGCAGAAGCUGUGGGGCGUCGUCGUAGAUGGGACAUAUCUUUUUUCCACGGGCGUUGCGAAGCAUUUAAUCGAUCGCCAAGCAUCGGGAAGCAUAGUCGUCAUUGGAAGCAUGUCUGGAGCUAUCGUCAACGUUCCUCAGCCCCAGGCACCCUACAAUGCAGCGAAGGCAGCCGUUCGUCAUCUUGCUGCAUCUCUCGCCGUGGAGUGGGCCCCUUAUAAUAUCCGUGUGAACUGCAUCAGUCCUGGAUAUAUUCUGACUGCCCUUACCCGCAAAAUCCUGGAGGAAAAUGUUGAGUUUCGAGACAAAUGGAUCUCGCUUAUCCCUGCCGGUAAAGUGGGAACGCCAGAGGACUUGAUGGGGGCGGUAAUUUUCUUGCUCAGUGACUCUGCGGGAUAUAUUACUGGUGCUGAUUUACGCGUUGACGGUGGUUAUACCCUGACUUAA
Penicillium macrosclerotiorum is the source of this 855-nucleotide messenger RNA. RefSeq lists its product as uncharacterized. The record is from RefSeq and is a predicted model, not a curated record. Lineage: Eukaryota; Fungi; Ascomycota; Eurotiomycetes; Eurotiales; Aspergillaceae. The transcript is spliced from 4 exons. Gene Ontology annotation, molecular function: oxidoreductase activity, acting on NAD(P)H, oxygen as acceptor. Gene Ontology annotation, cellular component: intracellular anatomical structure. Bases 1 to 855 code for a protein of 284 amino acids.